Molecule: messenger RNA, 5348 nt
Organism: Cygnus olor (mute swan)
Lineage: Eukaryota; Metazoa; Chordata; Aves; Anseriformes; Anatidae
Gene: C7H10orf143
Product: chromosome 7 C10orf143 homolog
Exons: 4
Coding region: 51-362 (103 amino acids)
Source: RefSeq, a predicted model, not a curated record
GCCCCGGCGGGCGGACGGCAGCGCCCGGGGGCUGCGGUGGCCCCGCCGCCAUGGAGGCGCUGUCGCUGCCCGCGCUGGGCCGCCGGGGGCCGCCGGGCGCUGCGGAGCCGGGGGAGCCGCCGCGAAAGCGAGUGUGCAAGCUGUUAGAAACCUUUCCAAAUGCGGCCAAUGCUCGCCUCAUUGACUGUGCUAUGGAGCUGGAUUCCAAACAGAAACUCUCCUCUGGCUGCGGUCCGUGGGAUACAAAGACAAAGCCAAAUUCUAUGAUUUUUGAAAACCAGGGAAGCAGAGGUACUGCCCAGCCUUGCCCGAGAUGUAUUGCUGGAGAAUCUGGACACUUCAAUCAUAUCCUGGGCUUCUAGGGAUUGAGAGACUGCAGCUCAGCAACACUGCUUUACUUUUUAAAUGCUAAAGACGCCCCUGUGAACACUGUACAGCUGGAUAUCUGUACCUUCCCUCACGGCGUGGAUUUGGGCGUGGUAUUCAGCAUACAGCAGUUUGCUGUACGCGUUACCUUUCCCGUGUACAGUUGCGGAUGUCAUUGUUUUUACACUUGAAAAAAUGCUUCUGCUUUUAAGGUAGCUCAGUAGGUACCAAAAAUAUAUAUUUGAUUUAACUUUUUAGGGUAGGUAAGCUCAUUUAGUCUUUGGCCCAGUCUUCACCUGGGACUGGAUCAAAGAUCAUGCUGAUACAAGAUAUUUUACUGUCUGUCUUGGGCACUUUCUCUGAUACUCUUGGGAGGUGGUCCUUGUGUUUACGGUGGUACAGGGACUGAGUUUUUAGCUCAGCUCUGUGUAAGCAGGCAGAAACGGGAGGACUUCAGUUUUAGACAGAGAGCUUUGCAGCUAUGCGAAGGCCAGUAAAAGUCCUAUUGAAACUUAAUGUUACGUUAAAAUCCAAAGUAUGCAUCCAGUUCAGGAACCUUUCGUACACACUAAACAUCUGCUUUGUAACGAGUGUAGUUUGUGAAUGGGACAGGUACCUAUCUAAAAGAAAAAUCAGUAUUAUUUGAACAACACUAUAAUGCAAAGAUGGAUGGUAUUUUAGAUCUAGGCAGUUCUCUCAAAGUUGCUGAAGAUACCAUUUGACACUCGGACUCCUCCUUUGCAGUUAUGGUAAUAUUAGAACAAAUCUGUUUGAGAAGUUUGAGCUUGUUAUCCAACGUGACUUUAUUGGCUGGCCACAAAUAAUUUCCUCUACAUUUUGGCAGUAUGUAGGGCUAUGUAAUUUUUUAACACAUUCAGAUUUUUAGUCUCUUAAGUUGUCCUGAGUCUCCUUUUAGUCUCUGAGUUGUCCUGCUUGGAUAUGACACUUCAGUGGCUGCUUCAGGUCCUAAAUCUCAGAACCGAGCAGCAGCACGUUAACCCUCUGCAUUAGAGGGAAAUUGCUGUGACCUGCCAAAGCUCAUGCAGAAAGCAAUCUCCGCUGUCUGGAGAACUGCUGAGCCAUAGCCGUGCCCUGCUGCCACUGAGCCUUUGGGCAGAGUUCAGCCCGAAACAGGUAUCGCAGGGAGAACGGCGGUUGGCCCCUCCUGGUUUGAGAGCAGACAUUAGGCAGUGCAAAUUAAAAUGGUAGCUCCAAAGUUGCGAAGAUCUAGUGACAGGCUUUUAAACGUUACUUUCCCAGCGGGGUUUAUCAUACUGUGAAGUGCUUAGACGAAGCUUUCCACAGUCUUAGAAUGCUUCCCAUAUUGUGGGUGGAGUUGUAGCUAGCGCUGAGUUGACUCUUAUUACGAAGAUAUUCUUCCUAAAUAUUGAAUUCAAUUAAGUUAAAAACGAGGGAAUAAGUCUGUUAAGCAGAGCUGCAGUAAAUUGGUAUCCAAAGCGUUUUGUUAGGAAAUAAUAAAUUUCUUCCAAGCCAAUAUAAAUUUUAGAUCCAUUGAAAAUAAAUCUUUGCAAAGUGCAAAUUCUUUCAAAAGCCUCAAAAUCUUCUUCAGCCACAGAAGCAGAACAAUCUGUUCAAAGAUCACAUCACUAAGAAACACAGUGGGUUUAAAAAUUGUAUUGGCCCUGUUUGUUGAAGGUAAGAAGCUCAUCCUGAACUCUCCAACUCCCAAUACAGGUCGAUCCAAGCAAUAGUAUCCAUCCAAGCUGGAAAGGAACAUAUUCUCUCUCGAAACGAUAGAAGUGCAUGAGCACAUUCCAUAUAGUGUUACCAGAGUUUAUCAACUAAUACAAAAUAGGAAUAUGAAAUGUUUUCUAAAGACACUGUUUGCUCUGAAAUUACAUGUUAUUAAUACUAAGAUAACUAGAUCAUAUUUGGAGGGCAGUUCAUUUUUACACAAUUUUCCAGUUUUUAUUUUUAAAAAUCCUGGUAAUAAUAGCAGCCAAGAAAAAAGUUGCCUAAGUAUCAGUUUCUGUGCUGUAAAAGUUGAAAUAGCUACCUAAAUGUAAAAGGCUAAAAGGUACCUAAAAGUUUAAUUUCUGCAAAAUGACUCAAAACCUGUUAUGCUUCAUUGACUAAAUGUUUGGCAAGCAACAAUUAGCAGAACAGCGCAUAGUCAAAAUUCAAGGUAUCUGAAGACAAGAGUAUCAAAAGUACACUUGGACUCUUUGAUGGAAAAAUUUUCUGCUGGAAUAUAAAAGAGCAAAUAAUUACGCCAGCAUGUUUAAAACACAGGGAAUAUUUCUGUGUAUCAUCAAACCAAAAGAGUGUUUUCUGUUUAAAUAAUUCAAAUUUCAUCAUGUUAAGAAUUCACAGAUACUAGUGCCUCUGUUUCUUCUGUUGCUUUAAACUUAACCGUAUUUUAAUCUGCUAUAGAAUAUGGUAAGAUGAGAACCAAGUGGUUUUCCUUAUGAUCCUUGUAGUUUUUGUCAUGUUCUUUUUAAUUCUUCACCUUUCAGAGUGGCGGUAGCUUGUUUUUUGUAAAGUCUCACCGUACAUAAAUCAGGGAAUUGGUCAUAGUUCCUGGCUGCAUUACAGAGGCCUGAUGAAGUCAUACUACUGUUCGAUUUUAAUGUAAUUUUUUCAUAUCAGCCUUCUCAUUGUUGCUGUGCACCGCACAGGUAUUUUAUUACACUGUCCACGGUGACUCUCAGGUCUGUCCGUGGAGAUUACUGCAUCUAUACAGCUCUAGAAAAUAGGAGAACUUUAUACUGUUUUUUUCCUCUGUAACCUGCAGCGUGACCGUGGCCUGUUGUACUUUCUUUACACUGUUAGAAACGUAAGGCUGCAGUUCACAUCAAAUCUAAUUGAUUAGGGGUUAUGUUAUUCAUGAGUACAUUUUGAAUCUCUAAAUGCUAUGCUAUAGAAAGUAAACUUGAGUAAAAUGUAGGGUCACAAGUAGGGGUUUUUGUUUGUUGGUUUAACUAUAGCCUUUUACAUUCUCCAGGAGCACAAUAAUAUGUCAGAUCAAUUCUCUAGUAAUAUUUAAAUAAAAUAAAAAACUUUGUUGCCCUGGCAAUUUCAUCUGUUUGGAGAAUGAACUCUACAAAUGGAUUUAGAUGUAGACCACCUAGUGGAAGCUCCCUUCAUUUUCAGUCUAUCCCAAUUAUCAGCCGUGUAGUUAUAGUGAGUGUUGUAAAUAAAAUACAUCAGUAUUGAAAAGGAAUGAAAAAACACUUGGUCAUUACCAUCUUUGCUGCAUUAUAACACAGUUUGUGAUGAAAGAAUGAGUACACAAAGUACUUCUUGAUACAGAAAUGUAAUGCCUGCCUUCCUUAGCAAAGAUUUAUGAGAAAGCCUAUCUGUAUCUUUCUGUUCCUUCAGAUUUGACAAGUGUUUUAAUCCUUGCUUCCUUACCAUUUCAAUUUCCAGGAUAAUUUUCCCUAGUUAUUUAACUGCAACAGCACCAGACUGGGUCAGCUGGGAACACCCAGCUCAAUCUCCUGUAUGCUCCAGUGACUAGUAGCAGACAGCCACAUGGGAAGAGUCUAAGAAACAGGGCAUGUAUUGAAUAGAAACACUUUUUACAAAUAGAAAAACAGUGUUUUAUGCCACGUUCUGUUGUGGGCAUUCUUUUUUGCCUCAUAGCUAAGUCUUGACCAUCAGGUAUCACAAAAAUUAGGAAAAUGCUGAUAGUUUCCAGUGAUAUUUUUGUCUUCACGCUUGUUUAUCAAUACAAAAACGUGCCAGGCAUCAGGCGAAUGUGCUAUUUGACUUUUCCUUUCUUAUUAAACAUCGGUGUCCUCACUAUUUAAGAAGUAAUUCCUGUUAGACUUGAGUUUAAAUUUUUUUGUGUAGUCACACUUAAUUUGUACAGUAUAAGGAUACUCUACCUAGUAUUUGUUAAAAAUAGCAGCUCCCGCUUUUCUGUUUUUCUUGAGUUUGCAGAGAAUUUAAAAAAUAAAAAUAAACCUCUGGGAAUUGCAGUUCAAGGUAGGAUGCAGAAGGGUAAUUGCACCGUCUCUUUUUUUCAGUGUUCUGCAUUCUUCCUUUUUGCAUGAGGCUGUAAAUGCUAAAAAAACCCUUGAGAUUUUUACUUACUUUUCUGGGAAUGCUACUGUCAAUAAAGUAUUCUGGAUAGAUGUAAAUUUUAGUUAUAUUGUGUGUAAAGUAUCCAGAAAUGAAAUAACAGAUGUUGCUCACUUUGCGAUGCUGAUUUUUCUCUGCAAGCUCUUCACUGGGGGCAGAGCAGCACCUGCUGAAUAUCCUUGGGCCUGCUUCCUUUGGUCCUUGUGAAAUGGCUGCUAGACUUAUUCCUGCUGCACUGUUAACUGGUAUUUCCAGCUGACUAGAAACAUGGCAAGCUGUUCAGAAACCUCGUGGACAUCCAUGAUUGUUUUCACACCUGGGAUGCACGCUCCUCUGCAUGAACCUUAAAGAGACUCUUUAGGCCAGGAUGCGAUUCCUUCCUCCGUGCCUUCUAACGUGGUAAGGAAUGCAUUUAUAAAUCAGCCAUGAUGAAAACGAACUGCAAUUGAAAUAGUUUGAUAUAUUGAAGAGUUGUAACAGUGUGCGUGUGGGGAGUGUUUUGUGGUGAUUUUUUUUUUUAAUAGAUGUACUGUAUUUGUAAUUCGUUUCAAGAUUUGUUGUCAGUCAGAAUCAUGAAGUUACUGUAAGAGGUGCAGCUGAAUGCCAUACAGUUUGGGACAGGUAAAUAUUUCUUUAAGGCAGAUUUGUGUAAAAUCAGCAGUAGAACCUCAAAACUAUUUUUGUAAGACUUUCUUCACCUUGUAUAACUGAAAUUUUGGUUGAUUGAUAAAUAUUAUAUACUCUUUAUAUUUCUUAAUUCUGUGGUUUGUACACAAGAUAACCCAAGUGCUACUUUAUUUACAUGUAUAUAGUAAAAUAAGCAUAUGGUCUUUUUAAUUCAGAUUAAAAUUUGAUUAUAUAAUAUUUUUAUCUUUGUAUUUUGUAAAUUGUUACUCAAAAAAGCAGCAGCAUUAAACACCACUUUGGCUACAGUA